Messenger RNA from Polyodon spathula (Mississippi paddlefish), 1862 nucleotides. RefSeq names its product mitochondrial basic amino acids transporter-like. Gene Ontology annotation, biological process: mitochondrial L-ornithine transmembrane transport. Gene Ontology annotation, cellular component: mitochondrion. NCBI's taxonomy places the organism in Eukaryota, Metazoa, Chordata, Actinopteri, Acipenseriformes, Polyodontidae. Gene Ontology annotation, molecular function: high-affinity L-arginine transmembrane transporter activity. The transcript has 3 exons. The coding region runs from base 863 to 1753 and encodes 296 amino acids. The record is from RefSeq and is a predicted model, not a curated record.
ACCCCUUUGACACGGUCAAGGACACCCCUGUAGACAAGAUGUCCCGCCUGACUUGCCGGUAAAAACGAAUUUUGAAUAAUCGCGUUUAUUUACGUAUAUAGCAAGGAAAAGAUGGUUUAGAAGGUGCAGGACAGGAUUAAGAAAAUCUGUAUGCAGGGCCGUCCACGGCAAGGAUUUCAGUGUGUGUGGGGAGGGGGGUUAUGGAGACAUGGAACUGUCAGCCUUAAAACCCAGCACUUGUGCUUUUGUGAUCUGGUUGAGUAGAAUUAAAAUGGGCAGUUUGGACGCUCCUUGUCUGAAGCCAUCGAUCCCAACCGAAUGCAACCCAUUGCCGUUGCCACACCUCCCAGCCUAGCAUGAAAGCACUUGGGGUUUCUUCCAAAGUUCAGGACUGCAGAAGGUGGGCAUGCUGAGGCUUAUAGCUCUAGUGUGUAGAAACACUGCACCAGUCAUCAGGGAGCAGAAACUGAAUUCCAAUUCAGUCGAAACAGCAGUAGGAGGUUAUUUAUUUUAUUUUUAUUUACUUUUUGUUUGCAUUUAACUGUCUUUAUUUCUGAGCCGGGGCUGCCUUCAUUAACAGCAAAGGGGUUCAUUUGUUGUGGGUGAGGGCUAAGCCUCUUCACGGGAGAGUUACCUAGUAAAUACAGUCAAGGUGAAUACCUCCUGUCUCUCUCAGUCUUGAUUGUGUGGCAAAAUACAAAUAAAAAUAAUAGUCCAGUUCUUCAAAGAUAAAAUAAGCCAUCAAAACCAUGGUCUGUUUGUGAAUAUCGUUCUCUCAUUGCAGAACGUUUCUGUGUGUGUUCUUGACCUGCAUAGCCGGGCUUAUGUGAUUGAAGUGCAUCUGGAAUGCUGCUGGAGAGGCAUGUGCUGCUGUGUUUUUAAUGCAAUCCUUUUUCUUUUGCAGGUCCGACUUCAGGUUCAAAAUGUAGACAAGCCCUUGUAUCGCGGGACUUUCCACUGCUUCCAGUCGAUUGUACGACAGGAGUCUGUUCUGGGUCUGUACAAAGGCAUGGGCUCCCCUAUGAUGGGCCUGACCUUCAUCAACGCCAUCGUGUUCGGGGUGCAGGGCAACGUGAUGCGGCAGCUGGGGCAGGACAGCCCGCUGAACCAUUUCCUUGCGGGGUCGGCCGCGGGCACCGUACAGUGCAUCAUCUGCUGCCCCAUGGAGCUGGCCAAGACGCGCAUGCAGAUGCAGGGCACCGGUGAGUACAAAUCCAAGAGGAAGCACUACAAGAACUCCCUGGACUGCCUGGUGCGGAUCUACAGGAAGGAAGGGGUGCGAGGGAUCAACCGCGGCAUGCUGACCACUCUCGCCCGCGAGACGCCCGCCUUCGGGUUCUACUUCCUCACCUACGACUGCCUGACGCGCUCCCUGGGCUGCGAGCCCGAGGACCCUUACAUGAUCCCCAAGCUCCUGUUUGCAGGGGGCAUGUCCGGGAUAAUGUGCUGGCUCUCCACUUACCCGGUGGAUGUGAUCAAGUCCAGGCUGCAGGCAGACGGGGUGGGCGGGGUGCCGCAGUACAACGGGAUCCUGGACUGUGUGCAACAGAGCUAUCGGAAGGAAGGCUGGAGGGUGUUCACCCGCGGCCUCACCUCCACUCUCCUGCGGGCAUUCCCGGUCAACGCAGCUACCUUCGCCACCGUCACGCUCUUCCUGAUGUACAUGAGAGGGGAGGGCGAGGGGAUGAAGGACUGCGAGCCGGCCCCAGCAAUGCAGCAACCCCAGCCACAGGCACAGCAGUCCAGUUUGUGACUCUCCUCCUCAUCCUCACACUGCUGCUGCUGCUGCUUCCAUCAGCUUGAUGAUGCUGGAGCUCUGUUACUGAUCUGGUGUUUUAGGGAGAAUUUUUUUUUUUUUUUUU